GGGGCAAGAAGCAGACAAAUUGUCUUUUUGCGGUGUCUGCUGAUCAGUGCGCACACAGUCCGCGGGCUUGAAGAAAAGAAGCAAGAAGACAGAAAAAGUGUGAUCGUAGCCGGCAUCUUGUCAGCAUGUCGGGGAACAACAAGGAGGCGGACGGCGGCUGGAGGACAUUCGUGUGGAAUUCGGAGAAGAAAGAGUUUCUGGGUCGAACUGGCGUCAGUUGGAUGAAAAUCCUUCUCUUCUAUGUCAUCUUCUACGGAUUCCUGGCCGCCAUCUUCGUGGGGACCAUCCAGGUGAUGCUGCUCACCUUGAGCAACACCAAGCCCACCUACCAGGACCGAGUGGCCCCCCCAGGUCUGUCACACUUACCACGCUCGGAGAAGAUGGAGAUCUCCUUCAGCAUGAGCGACCCCAAAACCUACGAAAAGUACGUGGCGAGCAUGGGGAAGUUCCUGGAACUGUACAGCGACGACGUCCAGGACGACCCUCGCACCUUUGAGGACUGUGAUGAUGACUCCUCCUACAAGGAGCGCAGCAUCAUGGAGAAUGAGGUACGCAAAGCCUGCCGCUUCAGGAAGUCCAACCUGGAGGUCUGUGCCGGCCUUGAUGACCCCAGCUUCGGCUUCAGCCAGGGGAGACCUUGCAUCAUCACCAAGCUCAACAGGAUCGUCAACUUCAGGCCCCAGCUUCCGUCCACCAACGCGCUACCAGAGUCUCUGGCCAACAGAACGCAGCCCAACGCCAUCCCCAUCUUCUGCACCAACAAGAAAGAGGAGGACGCGGGCAAGGUGGGCGAGAUCAGCUACCUGGGCUUCAACGGCCACUUCCCCCUGCGCUACUACCCGUACUACGGCAAGCAGCUGCACCCCCACUACCUGCAGCCCCUGGUGGCCAUCAAGUUCCUCAACCUCACCCUCAACCAGGAGGUGCGCGUGGAGUGCAAGGUCUACGGCGCCAACAUCAAGUACAGCGAGAAAGACCGCUACCAAGGACGCUUCGACAUCAAGUUCACCAUCAAGUCGUGACCUCCACCCCCGAGCAGCGCGCCGGCGCUUUAAACACAACGGAAACAAAAAAAAAAAAAGCAAGUCCGAUUUAGAAGCAAUUGAUAUUAGAAAAAGGCCACCGCCGUAAUCUGCAGGAGCUGCGUGUGCUUCACCCGUCUGUGCGUCCCGUAGCCAUAGCAACAUAUUUAUUCUACAUGGAAAACUGCCACUCCAUCACUACUGACGUCUGCGUGUCUUGUAAUUUCUCCUGUCUGGUCGGCUUCUAGUAAUUUCUCCUGUCUGGUCGGCUUCUAGCGUGCGUGUGCGUGUUAAUGUUGCUCCGACUAACUCAAAUAUGGUAGCUCCAACCUCCUCGGAAAGGAUCCCAUCACUUCUUUAUUUUGCUGUGUUUUUUUUUCCCCCCCCUUCUAGGUUUUUAGUCCACGCGGGCUCGGAAUGUUUUAGCCACGUCCGACGCUGGAAGAGUUUUAUAUUUAUGCAGUUGUACAUUUUAUUUUUUUGUUUCAAAAUGUUUCAAUCCGAUACCAAAGUGGAAAGAAUAUAUCCGAGGCGAGGCCGUAGAUGUGAAAAGAAAAAAGAAAACAAAAAAAAAAAAACACUUUGUCGGGAGUCUUCUGGUCACUUUAUUUCAUCUGGCUGAAACAAUAAAAAGGCAAAAAAGGUG
Molecule: messenger RNA, 1668 nt
Organism: Nerophis ophidion (straightnose pipefish)
Lineage: Eukaryota; Metazoa; Chordata; Actinopteri; Syngnathiformes; Syngnathidae
Gene: atp1b1a
Product: ATPase Na+/K+ transporting subunit beta 1a
Exons: 6
Coding region: 126-1022 (298 amino acids)
Biological process (GO): intracellular potassium ion homeostasis; potassium ion import across plasma membrane; intracellular sodium ion homeostasis
Cellular component (GO): sodium:potassium-exchanging ATPase complex
Molecular function (GO): ATPase activator activity
Source: RefSeq, a predicted model, not a curated record